AACAUUUUCAAUUUGUUGUCUUUUUCUUUGGGCUUAUGAACUAAAAGCCAAUUUGAAAACAAUACUUUUAUACUUUGCAUUUGGAUGUGGCGGGCUAUUACGCGAGCGGCCGUGAACCUACCCGUACCCGUAACGCUGACGCAGCAGUUGCAACGACAACAUUCCACGAACCUCCACCUACUACAGAAAUUUAUCUACACUAACAAAGUCAGCGGCAUAACCAUGGCCAACGAGACACCAAAGGUCGUUUUUGUUUUGGGUGGUCCAGGAGCGGGGAAAGGAACACAAUGCUCCAAAAUUGUUGAUCGAUUUCAAUUCACUCAUUUAUCAGCUGGCGAUUUACUGCGAGAAGAACGCUCGCGUGAGGGCUCCGAGUUUGGUUCGCUAAUUGAGGAUUACAUACGUAAUGGAAAAAUUGUGCCCGUUGAGGUCACGUGUUCGCUGCUGGAGAAUGCCAUGAAAAAUUCUGGCAAAACGCGUUUCCUUAUUGAUGGUUUUCCCCGUAAUCAGGACAAUUUGGAUGGCUGGAAUCGGCAAAUGGGAGACAAAGCUGAUAUGCAGUUUGUUCUGUUCUUCGAUUGCAGUGAAGAUGUUUGUGUUCAGCGGUGUCUGGGACGUGGCCAGAGUGGUUCCGGCCGGUCCGACGACAACAUGGAGAGCUUAAAGAAGCGCAUUCAAACAUACAACAAUGAUUCAUUGCCCAUUAUCAAGCACUUUGAAAAUGACGGAAAGGUGAAGACCAUUGAUGCUAGCCCCGAUGCCGACAAGGUGUUUAGCGAAGUGGAACGUGUGUUCGUGGCUAGUGGCUUUUAAGAGCACCUCAAUUGCAAUUACUCUGAGUCUCUCUUAGUGCAUGAUUGGUUAAUUGUCCCGAUUCCACAUUUGUGGGUCGAUUUGUGUGUGCGUGUGCGUAGCAAGGGAUUCCCUUCAAUCCUAGAAAAUUAUGGCAUAAUUCUUAUCUUAACUGUUCUUAUCUAUCCAAAUUUAAAUAUACGCUUGUUAUGAUAUUAAAAAACGUA
Drosophila willistoni is the source of this 1019-nucleotide messenger RNA. RefSeq names its product UMP-CMP kinase (gene Dak1). Bases 85 to 813 code for a protein of 242 amino acids. Gene Ontology annotation, molecular function: UMP kinase activity; ATP binding. The transcript has a single exon. NCBI's taxonomy places the organism in Eukaryota, Metazoa, Arthropoda, Insecta, Diptera, Drosophilidae. Gene Ontology annotation, cellular component: nucleus; cytoplasm. The record is from RefSeq and is a predicted model, not a curated record. Gene Ontology annotation, biological process: UDP biosynthetic process; 'de novo' pyrimidine nucleobase biosynthetic process; CDP biosynthetic process.